Molecule: messenger RNA, 11037 nt
Organism: Bicyclus anynana (squinting bush brown)
Lineage: Eukaryota; Metazoa; Arthropoda; Insecta; Lepidoptera; Nymphalidae
Gene: apolpp
Product: apolipophorins
Exons: 59
Coding region: 103-10014 (3303 amino acids)
Biological process (GO): lipid transport
Molecular function (GO): lipid carrier activity
Source: RefSeq, a predicted model, not a curated record
UGCAUUUGCCAUCCAGACGUGGUGGUAGCGAUACGUCUAUAUAGUAUUUUUAGUAUAAGUAUCUAGAGACUGAUAUAUUAAAGUGAUAUACACCCCGUCACAAUGGGGACAUCUAGCAUAAGUUUAAGCAUUUUUAGUGUUAUUUUAUUACUCUCUGUUUUGUGGACCCCUGCUCUCUCCGAUGAUAAAUGCGAUCUCUCGUGUAAGAGGUCAUCAUCCGGAGCGUCGUUUCUAAAUGGGCAUACAUACAACUAUGCGGUGGACGGCACGGUGAGAGUAUACCUGACUGGCGGAGACAAACAGGAGACUACGGUGAAGAUCUUCGGGCAGGUUGCAGUCACUGCCUACGGCAACUGUGAGCUGUCGUUGAAGGUCAACUCGCUGGCAAUAUCUGGACCUGAUGGAAAGAAAUACCCAGCUCCGAAAGGAAUUGAGAAAGUCGUGAGGUUCAACCUGGAAGACGGCCGCGUCGGACCUGAGAUCUGCUCAGAGGACGGAGACACGCGCUGGUCCCUCAACGUGAAGAGAGCGAUCAUCUCACUGCUGCAGACAGAGCAGAAGCCUUCGACACAGACCGACGUGUUUGGCGCGUGUCCCACGGAGGUCAGCUCAUCGCAAGAGGGCGGAGCGGUGCUGAUCCACCGCACGCGGGACCUGAGCCGCUGCGCGCACCGUGAGCAGACCAGGAACGAGCUCAUCACAGCCGUCUACAACCCUACCGCUGAAAUCAAGAACACCCAACUUCUCCAGUCAAUCCUGAACGUAGAGACCAAAGUCAACAAUGGAGUGCCGGAGAAGAUCGCAGCAGUCGAACAAUACCUGUACAGACCCUUCUCUGUUGGAGAGAACGGCGCCAGAGCCGAAGUCAACACUAAGCUGUCCCUCAGUGGCACCACUAAAGGAAACGGAGCGGGAGGUCACUGCACGGUACCUCGCUCCAUCAUCUUCGACAACCCUCACGACGGCUCAGCCAAAUACAGCAGCCCGCAGAACGUGCUGACCGCCGUCAAGGAGGCCUCUAAGACCCUGACCACUGAAGCCAGUUCCAAAUCUGCUGGUACUUUCGCUCAAGUCGUCAGGAUUUUCCGAACAGCAAACAAAGAAGACUUGUUGAAAGUUUUUGGACAAGUCAAAGGAAACAACUUGGAAAAGCGUGUAUACUUGGACGCUCUGCUCCGUGCUGGAACAGGCUACAGUAUUGAGGCAUCCAUCCAAAUUCUGAAGAGCAAGGAGUUGAAUACCAUUGAAGAGAAAGUGGUCUUCUUGUCCCUAGGAAACGCUAGACAUGUGACCAGUGAGGCAGUCAAGGCAGCUGCAAGUCUUCUGGACCUUCCCAACUUGCCAAAAGGCGUGUACUUGGGAGUAGGUGCGCUCGCAGGCACGUACUGUCGCGACCACAACUGCCACUCGGACAAGUCGGACGGCGUGGUCGCUCUGAGCAACAAACUGGGCGCUAAACUGCAGAACUGCAAGCCCAAGAGCAAGCUGGAAGAAGAUAAUGUCGUGGCAGUGCUGAAAGGUAUCAGAAACAUCGGCCAUUUGGAGAACAAUUUGGUUGACAAGGUGGUCCAUUGCGCAGUUGACAACAACGUCAAAGCUAGACUGCGAGUAGCCGCCCUGGAAGCCUUCCAAGCUGACUCCUGUGCAACUAAAAUAAAGAAGACAGCUUUAGACAUUAUGAAGAACCGUCAACUGGACUCCGAGAUCCGCAUUAAGGCAUACCUCGCCGUCAUCGACUGUCCCUGUGGAAAGUCUGCCAACGAGAUCAAGACUCUACUGGACUCUGAACCUGUACAUCAAGUGGGUAGAUUCAUCUCAACAUCUCUGCGCGCCAUCCGCGCGUCAGCUAACCCCGACAAGCAGCACGCCAGACAGCACUACGGGCUCAUCGGUAUCCCCAACAAAUACAACGUUGACGACAGGAAGUAUUCCUUCUACCGUGAGAUGAGCUACAACGUGGAUGCCGUGGGUGUGGGUGGUAACGUGGAGGAAUCAGUCAUCUACUCGCAAGACUCCUUCCUGCCCAGAUCCGUCAGUCUCAACCUCACUGCUGAAGUUUUUGGACACAAUGUUAAUAUUCUUGAGGUCGGAGGACGUCAAGGUAACUUAGAUCGCGUAGUGGAGCACUUCCUGGGACCGAAAGGUGUCUUCCGUACUAAGGAUCCACAAGAAAUGUUCGAUGAAUUGAAGACAAAACUGGGAGAAUCUGUACAUAAAGCCGAGAAAAGUGUGAGGGGAAGACGGUCCAUCAAGAGUGAAGUUGACAAUUUCGAUAGACAGGUGAAAGAAGAGGCAGCACCAUACAACAAUGAACUGGAUCUGGACGUGUACAUCAAACUCUUCGGAACCGACGCUGUGUUCCUAUCGUUCGGUGAUGGUAAAGGUUUUGACGCUAACGGCUUCCUUGACGAAUCUCUGAAGAUGGUGAACGAGGGCAUGAACAAAAUGAAGCACUUCCAGCAAGAGCUCCGUGGUCACCUUCUUUUCCUCGACGCCGAAUUGGCAUACCCAACCUCUACCGGUCUCCCUCUUAAACUGGACGCAGUUGGUGCAGCCACUGGACGCGUCGACGUGUCUUCUUCCAUAGACAUCCGUCAAUGCCUCAAAAACCCUGAAUCUGCUAAAGUGGACAUCAAAUUGAUACCAAGCACUGAUGUUGAAGUUUCCUUAAUGAUGCUCGUAGAUGCUGGCGCGGUUGCAACUGGUCUCAAGGUUAUGACAAACCUUCAUUCAUCUACCGGUAGUCACGUCGUCGCUAAGGUCAUUGAGAAUGGUCACGGAAUCGAUCUCCAAUGGGGCUUGCCUCUUGACAAGCAGGAAAUCCUUACGGCAUCCAGUGAUAUGGUAUUCUUUACCACUGAAAAGGGUCAGUUGGAGAAACAGAAACCUAUAUCGGCUGCCACUGAAAAGAAUGAAUACUCCGGUUGCUUCGACCAGCUGUCGCAAGUGUUGGGCUUGACUUUGUGUGGAAAAGUGUCUUUGCCUUUCUCAUUCUCUGGACCAAAGUCACAAAACUCAAUAUCCCAGUACUUGGCCCACUAUCCACUUGUUGGAUCAACGAAAGUUAACUUAGUUCUGGAGAAGAAUGACCUCAGAGGAUACCAUCUCAAGGGAGUUGUUCGCUCUGACUCCAACGGCGGACGAUAUGGAAUCGAACUGCUAUUCGAUGCUGAAGGAUCCAAAAACCGUCGUACCCAAGUAAUAGCAGAUUUUAUAAACAACCAAGAAGAGAAAACGAUUAAAGCAAGUCUGGAAUCACCUAUCAAAACUUUGUCUGGCCAAGUCUCAAUUUACACUAAGUCAAAUGAAUACGCCCUUCUUCUGAAAGCAAAAAUGGAUGAAGCCUCAUACUACGGACGCGUUGGAUUAAACAUUGAAGGAAAUGAUAGACGCCAUGUUUACAAACCAGUUCUGGAGUACCAAGUGCCGAAUAGCCCUAAAAAGAAUAUCAAUGUUGAUGGGCAAAUAGUAGAGGAGAAAUCUGGUGGUGGCGUCAAAUAUACUGUAUCUGGUGUCAAGUUUACGCUGCCGGAAACUAAUGAACCAGUGACCUUGAUGGGACACUUCAGUAGAGAACCCAGAAAAUUGGACAUGGACUUAAAACUGAUGAGAGGACAACACAGCAUACUUCUGUCUAGCUCUUUAGCAAAUUACGACUUCAAGGCAGAUUUCCAAAAUACAUUGAAUCCUUAUAUAAACUUCAAAGUUAACGGUCACUUUGAAAAUGGCGGAGAUGUUUAUCAUAACGAUAUUGAUCUCUACUACAGCGAAGAUUGCCGCAAUCCUCAGAACCGCGUUACUUUCAACCAGUUGUACAAACGCCACUACGUUUCCUCCGCUGAGUUCACUGUUAUUACCAAAAAUAAAUUUGAAAUUCAUGCACUUCCCUUCACACUUAAAUAUGAUAUGGAAGUCGAUCCCAAAAAGAUCGACCUUGAUGUUGGUGGAGUAUACAUGGACAAAAAGGCAAGCAUUGAGCUAGACGGACGUACGCAUAUCAAAAAGGAGGGAGACUACAAAGUUAAAUGGGUGGUCAAUAUUAACAAUCAAGAAGUCGAAGGGUUUUACAAACGUGACAUAGUUUCCGCUGAAAAAUCUAAUCUAGAGAACUACAUUGACUUCAAGAAACUUGGCAAAUACGAGCUCUCUGGUGUUGUACUACACAGAAUGAAGGCAAACGAUGUGAACGUUGGUGUUAUUGGACACUUCAAGAUUUCUGGCACUGGAAAAGAUUCCGAUUUGAAAUUUGACAUUGGUUACAUCGAGACCGCGAAGUUGUACUCCAGCCACGCCACCAUCACCAGCUCCAACAAGGGCGAGUUGCUGAACUACUUGCUGAAGAUCAACACCGGAGCCAACACCAACGGACAGCUCAAGUUCAAUCUCAAAGACGCCAUCACGGCCAACGGUCAGUUCCAAGUGACUGACAGUGACGGCAAAGGCAAUGGAAACAUCAUGGUGCACUUCAAACCUAUUGACCGUGUGAUUAAAGGGGAAGUUAAGUUCGUAGUCAAAGACCCAACAUACAAUGCUGAUGUGGAUCUCUACCUCAACUUCGGAAAGAGCAAUAAUGACAAGAUACAUUUCUCUACUGCAACCAAAAAGACUGACAAACUUUUCGACAGCAAGAACAAGUUUGCGUACGGUGGUAAAAACGCUGAGCUGAACCUUAACGGAGAGUACCAUACUCUUGGAAAGAACCACGGCAGCGUAGAGGUAGUGCUGCCUGACGAACGGUGCUUGAGCCUGAAGGUCGACAGAGAUUUUGCCGAGAAAGAUAAUGUUAUCAAUGGCCACGCCGAAGUAGUACUUUCCGAUGCUUCGAAACGCGGAGGACCAGCUUCGACUAUAGUAUACAAAUCCAAGGUUACCAAUACCAACUGGGAAAAAGAAACCAUAGAUUUGGAGGGACAAAUCGAAAUGCAAAUAAAUGGUGGCAAAAAUCUUCUUAACACUUUCAGCUAUAAAAACAUCCCCAAGGGCAAGAACAGUGAUGUUGCUUUCAAGAAUGAAAUAAGUGGCACUAUGUUACCCAAGAAGGGAAUCCUAGAUGCAUCUGCCACUUACACAGAGGGCGAUAGCAUGGACGACACAUACAGAGUUAAAGCAUUCUACGGUGAUGACUUGGGUAUGGAGUUAGUUGGAGUAUUCCAAGCAGCCUUCCCUGACAAAGGACUGAAGAAGUACGUAGAUGACUACACCAUGAAUAUUCGAUUACCUUUUGAAAAGGCCCAUGACAUUAAAUGGAUUUCCAAAUUGGUUUAUAACCAACCAGAAAACCAAGCAGUAGAAAUUACUUUAAUUGAAUCUGUGCAAGUGAAUGCUGACCUCUACAAGUUCGAAUCAAACGGCAAAUAUGAUAUCAAGAACGGAAACACCAAGUUGAAGAUUAUCCUACCACAUGUGGAUCCUGUCAACAUUGAUGCUAGCUACAAAGUUGAUGAUACAAAGGAAAAGAGAUCGGGUGCAGUUGAUGUACAGGCUCACUACGGCAAGGGCAAGACCACUUCCAUCUCAGUGCAAGGCUCUUCUGGCCAGAAAGAACUUGACCUAUCAUUCUCUGCUAAUUCACCACAGAAUGAGAAAUUCAAGAAGUUUGAAAUGAAGUUCAAUACCAAGAAUCCAUCUCCCGACACAUUCAAUUCUCUGGUCCUUAUCGAUGCCGAUGGCAGAGUCUACAAGUCUGAAGGACUCGUUGUCUACUCUGCUUCUCAACCCAUAUUUGAUCUGAAAUACAGCAGUCCUGCAUCACCAAAACCAUCAAGGCUGUACUUCAAAGGUAUCGCUCCCAAAUCAAACCAAGGACGUAUGGAGUUCAAAAUAGAGAACUGCAAGAAUUUUGACCUGGAUUCCUCAUUUGAAAUCAGUUUUGAGAAGGAUUUGAUACUGAAGUUCCACGCUAAUGCAGAAACCCUUGGACUCAAAAACUAUAACGUCGAUAUUUCGAGCAAGGAUGCUGGCAAUGGCAAACGAUUGGAAUUCAAUGCUAUCAAUGACAACAAGAACAUUAUAAGUGGAAGCACAUCAUAUAUCAGCAAGCAAGAAGGGCCAAAGACCAUCAUUGAGGGUUCUGGUAAUUUGAAGGUUAAAGAUGAACAGAAACCGGCCAACUUUAAGUACAUCCGCACCAUUCUGACAGAGGGCAACGAGCAAGGAGUUGAGACGUUCGUCAACGUGGCAUAUGGAGACCGCAACCACGUGGCCGAGUUCCGCGUCACCAACCUGGAGUACAAGACCUCUUAUGUGUACUGCGAAGAGAAGAAACAAUGCGCCCACGCUGAAAUUAACGCUAAACUAGUUACCACCAAACUUGGUUCCCUGCAGCACCAGUUCAACGCCGGUUUCGACCUCCGCAAGCUCGGCUUGGCAACCGAAUUCGGCCUUCAGGUUUCCAACGAGUUCUCCGACAAGAACUUCCCUCAAUAUGACAUGAACCUACACGUUAACCGCGAGAGUAAAAAGUACCACUUCCACGUCUACAGCCAGCCUGAGUUCGGCAAAUUCCCGGCCGGUAUUGUCCUGACGUUCCCACAAAGGGUCAUCGCCCUAGAGUCCCUCGUUCACUACCCCACAAACAAAAACCUUCCGUUCCCCGUAAGAGGCGAGAUCUCCCUCUACCCUGACAAGAACAAGCCUCAGUCCAAAACAGCUGUGAGGUUCACCUUCGACGUCUCUGGAAAUGAAAAGCAAGGGGAAGCAUCCGCUCUUGUUGGUUUCAGCCACCCUAGAAUUGGAAAGGAAGCUCUGAUCACUUUCCGUGGGGCCCUCAACCGCCCCAAUGACAACACCGUCAGGAUUGAAACCAGAGGAGUCAUCUCUCACUCAUGCCUUGGACACGAUCGGGAAGCCAAAUUUUUGAUGGAAGUCAAUCCUGUACACAUCAAAUUAUUGGUGGAUACUCCACUGGUGAAGGUGAUCGACUUGGAAGGCUCCGCAACGGCUAAGGAGAACUUGCAACAAGUCGACUUUGGGUUCAGUCUGCUUGAAGGAAAACCGGUGACCAUAUACGCUGUAGCCAAAGACUUCCAGUACUACGAGUUUACUACUGGCUACAAAGACGAAUCCGAACGUAAACUGUCAGUCAUAGCCAAUCUGAACCCGGAGAAGCGAGUGGAUGUCUCCGUAGACAUCGUACUCAACAAGAACAAGAAGAACAUCGUUAACGGCGCCAUCUUUAUCGAGGACAAUCUCGUCAAGAGCGAGUACGGGCUAUCUAAGGACAAUUUCAACUACUUCGUGAGCGCACUGAGAAAGGAUCUAGGUGUUCUACAAGAGCGCGUGAAGGAGAUCGGCGAGAAAGCCAACGAUGACGUCAAGAAAACACUACAGCGAGUCGAGCCGACUUACCGCCAGCUGGAGCAAGCGUACAGGGAAGACAUGGAGAAGCUUACCCAGGACAUUGCCAACGAUAAGACUUUGAAGGAGAUCUCUGAAGCUCUGCACGUUGUAACUAAAGUGAUUGCGAAGCUGAUUGACGACGUAAUAACAGUCUUCAAGCCCAUGGCAGACAAGUUCGCGGAAACUGUAACUGUAUUCAGCAAGAAGGUUGCCGAAAUGUAUGAAAAACAGAUCGCGCCCGGCUUGAAGCAGCUGUACACAAACGUAGCGGCCGUCAUCCAAGCGUACUUCGACGGCAUCAUCGACGCGGCGGCGCACUUCACUGCUAUCAUCAUGGACUUCUUCGAGAAACACAAGCCCGAGCUACAGGAGCUUACCAACAUCUUCACUGAAAUAUUCAAAGACAUCACCCGCAUCGUGGUGGCUCAGCUGAAGGAGUGGCGCGCCAAGUCUUCUCAGUUCAUCAGCGACAUGUUCGAACAGAUCAAGGAAAUGCCCAUCAUUGCGCUCAUCAAAGAGAAGUGGCAAGAGUUGGCGGUCCCAGAGCAGUUCCUGGGUAUAAUGAACGACGCGUACCACACCGUGCGCGAGGUCAUGCCCACUGAGGAGGCGAAGACGUUCCUCGACGUCCUCCGCAACUACGCUCAGAAGAAAUUACGCCAAGAGAAGUUCGACGAACAGAAGGAGCUCAGGAUCGUAUAUGAGAAGAUGAUCGCAGCUGUCAGCUCGCUGGUGGCAUUCGUGCGCCAGGCGGCCGGGCAGUACGGCAUCACCUACCCCACCUUCACCUACGGAAGCUUCCCAGGAUUCUCACCUGUUUCUAUGCCGAGCUUCAAGGGAUCAGCCGGCUGGAGUCUGCUAUCUCAGAUUAUCCAGGGUGACAUCCCGAACCCGUGGGUGCAGUUCAGAACUUAUAGACCACGCAGUCUCAACCCACUUGACGAAGUACCAACUAAGAUGCGCGGAGUGAUCAUCAACGGCCAGCACAUCUUCACGUUCGACGGACGCCACCUGACGUUCCCGGGCACGUGCCGGUACGUGCUCGCCCACGACCACAUCGACCGCAACUUCACGCUCAUCAGCCAGCUGCAGAACGGACACCCCAAGGCCAUCAUCCUGGAAGACAAGAGCGGAAUCACCAUCGAGCUCAAGGAGAAUGGACAGGUUGCUCUCAACGGCGCCAACCAUGGCUACCCAGUCAUCGAGGAAGAUGUGUUCGCAUUCAGGGAACCCAAAGGAAGAAUCGGCCUCGGCUCUCGCUAUGGUCUGAUGGUGUUCUGUACCAGCAAACUUGAGGUGUGCUACGUGGAAAUAUCCGGCUUCUACCACGGCAAGCUGCGCGGACUGCUGGGCGAUGGCAACAACGAACCUUACGAUGACUUCAGGAUACCCAAUGGAAAGAUCGUCAACACGGAAAGCGAGUUCGGCAACGCCUACAAGCUGGCCGGUAGCUGCAAGCCGGUCCAGACCCCCGCCCACGACCACCACCAGAUGCACAUGGCUCUGCCGGCCGCCUGCGAGACCGUCUUCGGCGGCACCUCACCGCUGAGGCCUUUGGCGCUGCUCAUGGACAACUCACCCUUCAGACAAGCCUGCAUCCACGCUUGUGGGGACAACUCUCCUAAAUCUAUCCAAGAAGCCUGCGACUUGGGCCGCGGGUACGCUACCCUGGCGCAGACCGGCCUCCUCCCCGCCGUGCUGCCUUCCCACUGCUUGAAGUGCACCGAUGCGGACAAGCCUAGAGAGAUCGGAGACAUCUACGACAUCAAAGUACCGACCAAGCAAGCCGAUAUCAUUGUCACUGUUGAGGUCACUGAGUCCACGGAGAAGAUGUACAAGGACAUCAUCGUGCCGCUGGUGGGGCAGGUCAUCGACGGGCUGAAGAGCAAACGCGUCACCGACGUCAAAGUGUACUUGGUGGGCAUCACCUCCAGGUUCCCCUACCCCAUCCUCUACGACACCGAUCUGAAACUGAAGAGUGCGAAGGUGCAGUUCACGGACAAGUCGCGCUACAACGAGCUGAAGUCUGUGACUGUGGGCGACGAGCGAGUGGACAAGUACGCAGAACUAUUUGCCAACGUUGUGAAGAACUUCCGACUCACUUUCGGUAUCCACAACGUGAUGUUCGCCUACGACUCUGUGUUCGACCUUCCUCUGAGAGCUGGUGCCGUGAAGCAUCUCAUCAGCGCCAUCGGUGACUCGUGCCACAGACAGGACGUAUUUGCAAGCUCACUUCGUUCGGUCGUGUACAGCGGAUUCUUCAAAAACCUAGGCCUUUCGUACUCCCUCAUCAAGAACACGCCUGAUCUGAAGAUCGGGGGCGGCAAGAACGUCAACCAAGUUGUUGGUUUCUCCAAACACGGCGUAUUGCUACUGGGAGACAAGAAACAGAAGGAAACUGAAACUCUAAGGAACACUCUUCACCUGGAGACAUACGAUGACUGCGUAGACUUCUCGCAAGAUACGGAUGGCUACACGUUCUCGGCCAGCACCUUCCAAGCAUGCAACCCUGGGCAGCAGAAGCAGUAUCUGCAGACGGCGGCAGCUUCUGUCGUGAAUCGCUUGCUGCAGGAGAAUCUGGUGCAGGCCUGCACGUGCAGCUACGUCGACGUGUACCGGGCGCGCUCUGUCUGUGUCGUCAAGGAGAGGAAGGAGGCGGCUCGCAGACGGAAGUAAGGAGAUUACGGCGACUCUUAGCGAUGCAUCUAUCAAAUACUCUUUAGUUAUACAUCUACGGGCUCAGCAACAAUAGAAAAGAUCUCUGGAAAAGUAAAUUAUCUUAUAAAUUGAUAAUGAAUAGGAAAUUUUAAUUGUAUUUUGAAUGAAACCUUUUUUAUUGUAUUUUCUAUACCAGCAGUGUAGUCAGGGGAUUCCAGUUUUAGAAGAUAAAAAAUCCACUUGGAAAUAUUUUGAAAUGAAAUUUCGAAGUCGGAUUUUGUAUAUAAGUUUAGAAUUGGUUGGAGAUUACUUCGUUUUAUUUACGUAAAAUGAUAAACAGUCAAUAUCUAAACCUAAAAAUGUAUAAACAAUUAAAAAUAUUCCAAAUAAAGUUUGAUAGUUUCUCCAUUAAUUAUUAUUUUACGUAGUUUACAUGCGUGAGGGUUACAAAAAUUGUGAAUAUGAGUGGGGUAUUUAUCUGGUAUUUGUAAUUUAUGAAAGUAUAUGAAAUGCCUUCAUAAAACUGUUUCCUUUGGCUACAUUGCUCAUUGCUAAGGAUAGGAGGAAUUAGGAGUUUCUGUUAUUUAUAAAAAAUAAUAUAAUGAGAUCUACCGUAAUAACUCACUACAAGAUGGCGUAAGUGAAGGAACACAAAUAAUCAAUAAAAAAUACAAGUUAACUGUCCUAAAAAAACAAUGUACUGUAUUUGUAGUAGAAAUUGUUAGAGACGAUUAAGCUAAAACAAAAUACUGUAUUUAUUUUUAAGUAAAACUUGGUUUUUAUUUACAUUUUUUUAGUCUAGUAGUUACUAGCGCCAUCUACUCGUAGUUAACUUACAACGUUUCAUCUCAUUUUACAAUACUAAUUUACUUUAAUAAAACAAAUAAUUCUUGAUUAUUAUCAAUUCAUACAAGGAGCCCUGUAUAUUUUAGACUUGUUAUUACUUUUUAAGAAUAGAGUAAACUAUUUAUGACGAACGUGCAGAGUUUAAUCGAAAUCUGUAUUAAAAAAAUGGUAAUGUAAUAAAAAUAUAUUAUUUUA